Molecule: messenger RNA, 2470 nt
Organism: Chlorocebus sabaeus (green monkey)
Lineage: Eukaryota; Metazoa; Chordata; Mammalia; Primates; Cercopithecidae
Source: RefSeq, a predicted model, not a curated record
GGCCGCGCUCCAGUCGGCUUCUGAUGUCAUCCCGCAGCGCCGGAAGCGGCGAGGCACAGAUGAGUAACGUGAAUUUGUCCGUCUCCGACGUCUGGAGACUGAUGAUGCGGGUGUGCUGGUUGGUGAGACAGGACAGCCGGCACCAGCGAAUCAGACUUCCACAUUUGGAAGCAGUUGUGAUUGGGCGUGGCCCAGAGACCAAAAUCACUGAUAAGAAAUGUUCUCGACAGCAAGUACAGUUGAAAGCAGAGUGUAACAAGGGAUAUGUCAAGGUAAAGCAGGUAGGAGUCAAUCCCACCAGCAUUGACUCAGUCGUAAUUGGGAAGGACCAAGAGGUGAAGCUGCAGCCUGGCCAGGUUCUCCACAUGGUGAAUGAACUUUAUCCAUAUAUUGUAGAGUUUGAGGAAGAGGCAAAGAACCCUGGCCUGGAAACACACAGGAAGAGAAAGAGAUCAGGUGAUAGUGAUUCUAUAGAAAGGGAUGCUGCUCACGAAGCUGAGCCUGGGACAGGGCUGGAACCUGGGAGCAACCAUAACCAAUGCUCCGUGCCUCCAAAGAAGGGAAAAGAUGCACCUAUCAAAAAGGAAUCACUGGGCCACUGGAGUCAAGGCUUGAAGAUUUCUAUGCAGGACCCCAAAAUGCAGGUUUACAAAGAUGAGCAGGUGGUGGUAAUAAAGGAUAAAUACCCGAAGGCCCGUUACCAUUGGCUGGUCUUACCAUGGACCGCCAUUUCCAGUCUGAAGGCUGUGACCAGGGAGCACCUUGAACUCCUCAAGCAUAUGCACACUGUGGGGGAAAAGGUGAUUGUAGAUUUUGCUGGGUCCAGCAAACUCCGCUUCCGAUUGGGCUACCACGCCAUUCCGAGUAUGAGGCUUAGAGAUGGCGUGCAUCCAGAGGCCCCCUGUGAGUGCAGUCAGUGGGAGCCCUUCAACAUGCCCUAUAUGGCGUCUGCUUCAGACAACUCUCAUGCCUGUGCUGGCAGGACUGGAAUCCUCUCCACCAGGUAUGGCCUGGCCCAGGGAUUCUCUAAGUCCUAUGUUUACCUGUGCUGUGCAGUUUAACUGUUCUGUUAGUGAAAGAAUGAUCCACUGAUAGAAAUGAAGUAGAGAAAGGUGAAAAUUUAGGAAUUUCACCACCAGGCUAAACUACUUCCAAACAUUCAGAGAACCUUGGAUGAGCAGUCAAAGUCCAGGGCAAGCACAGAAAAUGUUGUGAACUGGUUUCACUCUUUAUUAUCCUUUGUUAUGAAGAUGAUGUAUUAGUAACAGUGUUAUAGGUAGUUAGGCAUGAGUGGGGCAGGAGAGAGCUCUCCCUCCACCCACUAGAAAUGUCGGGUGAUGGUUUGGCAAUUAUUGCAUUGCUUCUCUAAAACUGGCAGCACCAAGGAGAGGCCAUUUCCUGAUGGUUCACACCUGUUAACAUCAAAAUGCUAAUUGAAUGCAGGCCCCAGGGAGAAGCAACUUCCUGGGCAUGCGUGUUAAGAGACGAAAAUGGUGCAAUAUGAUCUUCUGGGGGCACCCUCCACUGGAAAAGGAAGAAAGCCUCAGAUGGGCAUGUGUACAACUCCCUAAACUCACUGUGUGUGCUCAAUUCCAAAGGGUAAGGAAAGCACGGGCAUGUGGAAAGCCCACCCUAAGGGAAGAAUCCUGGGAAAGAGGUGAGCCUAUAAAGUCCCAGGAUCAAGGUCAAAGGCCCCUUUUGCUGUCUUCUUUUGCUCUCAUUUCUCUCUUGUACCUUCAGUGCCUGCUUGGGUCUCUUUCAAGCUGAUUUUCCUCUCUUUCCUGUUCUAAAACCUUUUAAAUAAACUUCCACUCCUUCUCUGAAACUUGUCUUGGUCUCUUUUCUGCUUUAUGUCCCUCAGUUGAAUUUUGGACCCAUACAGAUAUGCUGCCAGUAACUCAGGGUAACUUGGAUCUCUUCCACUGGUAACAGUGGUAAUUGUAAUCAAUGAUAAGUGCUUCCUCUGUGGUUUACUUGAAUUAUUUCCUCUAAUUCUGACUGAUUUAAUUUUAAUUAUGAUUUAAUCUAUAAAUCUAUAAAAUUUAAUUCUGAUUUAAUAUAUCAAUAGGCAAUAAUACAGAUGAAGCUUAAAAAGUUGGGCAACUAGAUUGAGGUCAAGUAGCCAAUAAGUGCACAGCAGAGCCUUGAUUCACAUCCAGGCAUCUUGGCUAACAGCUGCCAUCUUAACCAUAGACCAUACUGGGACACAAGUAAUCCCAACAUCAUUCUGUUUGAUUUGACCUUCAGCAUUCUCUCUUCUGAUUUGCUUAACACUCAAGGCCUGGUUUUCUUAUUACCUAAAAACAUAUGCUGUUUGAGCUUUUGUUUCGUAUUUCUUUGUAAAAUGAGGUAAUUCUGUUGGUCAGUCUGUAAGCUCCUUUCUAGGGCUAAAACUCUACAGCCCUGCAAUUCUUUUUUCUGUUGCCCAGGCUGGAGUGCAGUGGUGCCAUCUUUGUUCACUGCAACCUCU